Messenger RNA from Anopheles maculipalpis, 1640 nucleotides. Its product is annotated as neurotrimin-like. The record is from RefSeq and is a predicted model, not a curated record. The transcript is spliced from 10 exons. Gene Ontology annotation, cellular component: plasma membrane. Gene Ontology annotation, biological process: homophilic cell-cell adhesion. Lineage: Eukaryota; Metazoa; Arthropoda; Insecta; Diptera; Culicidae. Bases 12 to 1640 code for a protein of 542 amino acids.
GCGACCGAACGAUGAAUCUUCGCAGCUGGGGUACGGUGCAGCUUGCACUUGCGUUUUUCGUCCUGCUGGUCGGAACAAUGGUUGAAACUCUGCCACAGUCCAGUAUAAGCGUGUCAAAGGAGCAGCGCAACAAACAGGAAGCGGUAGAAAAUCCGAGCGAUGACUACGACGACGAUUACGACGAUGAUGAGGAUGUGCCGUCGCAGGAAAAGCCGGAAAUCAGUGACAAUGCGCUGCUCGGGACGAGUCUGCUGACCAAGGACUACAUCGAGGAGGCAAGACCAGGCGAACAGGUUACGCUCAAGUGUGAAGUCAGCAAUCCCACUGCAAACACCAUCAUCAUGUGGUACCACAACGAAAAGACCAUCUUCCAGCAUAUGACGAAAGUGAAGCACGAUCCGCGCUAUCUGCUCAAUCCGGACUUUUCGCUGCAGAUCGACAACGUACAGCUAGCGGACGAAGGUAUCUAUUCCUGCCAGCUACUGCCCAACCAAAUGACGGUCAAAAUUGAGCUGCAGUUGUUCACACCUCCACGAGAUGUGCACAUCAUGCACGGUAACAAAAUCAUUAACGAGACGCUGGAACUUCAUCAGCGUGAUCGCAAGUUCAUCCUGCUGUGUUCCGCCAAAGGACAUCCGACACCAGUAAUUACCUGGUCUUAUCGUGGACGUCAUUUGGAUGAGGAGUACAGUCAUCAGACAGGUAUUGUGCUGCGCAAGGAAUUCCUGGACAUUCACGAAGUGAAGCCACAGCACGCUGGAGACUACGAAUGCAUGGCCCAGAAUGGUAUCGGUGAUCCGGUUACCCGAAGGAUAUCCGUGGUUGUGAAAGCUGAAUCAUCAUCGGAAGAGCUGGAGGACGAUGAUAUGGAUGCGUCCAAUGUAACUGCACCGCUGGAGAAAGGCAAUCCAAUUAUUCACAAACACGCCAGCUACAUUAACACCGCCAUCGGAGAGAACGUGGAGUUGGUGUGCCUGUAUGACAGUAAUCCGGCCCCACGCAAAAUCCAAUGGAUUCAGGACGAUGUGGUCGUGCAGCAGGCAGCGGGCAAAACUACGAUCACGAACGAUCACCACAACCAUCACAACCGUACUCGGCUCACUAUUCACAACGUACAGCAGAAGGACUUGCAGGCAUACUAUUGCAAAAUUGAGAAUGAGCUAGGAGAAGCAACUUCCAAAACGAUCCUGGGACAACAGCCAGGCGGUGCGCAUCUGAUCUAUUCCAACGUUUCCGACGGACUGUUGCACACGUGGUGGAAGAUCCACAGUAUUCAGCAAAUCUCCGAGAUGCAGCUGCUCUACCGAGGAAAUAAUACCAAAUACACACCGAUUGCUGCCGAAAUAUCCAGCCACGACCAGAACCCUGAUGGAUACACCUGGACGGUUCGCAAAUCGAUCCGACUUCCGGUGGGCGAAUGGUAUGUGACGGCCCGGGCACGCAAUCUUGAGGGUUGGUCCAGCGCCGAAAGCCUACCGCACCCGUUCCAGAUUCGUGACGCGAUGGCCAACAUUCAGAUUGCUUCGAUCGGCGGUGGCUCUAGUGCUGCCCACCGAACACUUCCGGCACUAUCGAGCGGUAGUGGCGUGCUGGUGCUGCUACUGUUGCUGCUGCCCUUCGUUAAGUCGCUAGUGUAUUAA